Molecule: messenger RNA, 1601 nt
Organism: Ipomoea nil (Japanese morning glory)
Lineage: Eukaryota; Viridiplantae; Streptophyta; Magnoliopsida; Solanales; Convolvulaceae
Product: premnaspirodiene oxygenase-like
Exons: 2
Coding region: 1-1524 (507 amino acids)
Molecular function (GO): monooxygenase activity; heme binding; iron ion binding
Source: RefSeq, a predicted model, not a curated record
AUGGAGUUCAAGUUUGUCUUUAACCCAGUAUCGGUCUUCGUCUUCCUCUCCUUCGUGUUCUGCAUAAACAUAUUAUGGAGAAGAUCAAAAGCUUCAAGAAGGCAAAAGUUGCCGCCCGGUCCGUGGAAAUUACCCCUCAUCGGAAGCCUCCACCAUUUGGUCGGCGGUUCGCUUCCACAUCGUACUCUCAGAAAUUUGUCAAGAAAAUAUGGACCCAUAAUGCACUUGCAGCUGGGCGAAAUCUCCACCAUUGUCAUAUCCUCUCCUGAACUGGCAAAAGCCAUAACCAAAACCCACGACGUCGUCUUCGCCAACCGACCAAAGAUAAUGUCGUUCGACGUUGUCUUUUACAAGUGCGAAGACGUCGCGUUUUCGCCCUACGGAGAUUACUGGAGGCAGAUGAGAAAGAUAUGCGUGUUGGAGCUUUUGAGCUCAAAGAUGGUGAAAUCAUUUGUCGCUUCCUUUAGACAGGAAGAGCUGUCGGAGCUUGUAUCGUCGAUUAAGGCCGCCGGGUCGUCGGCUCCGAUCAACUUGACGGAGAAGAUAUGUUGGUUCACGAGCUCGACGAUUGCUAAGGCCGCGUUUGGGAGAGUGCGGCGUGAAGAUCAAGAGAGGUUCAUUGUUCUUGCCAAAGAUGUGCUCUCCUUAGCCGGGGGAUUUGACGUCGCCGAUUUGUUUCCGUCCAAGAAAUGGAUUCAUUACAUUAGUGGGACCAAACCCAGAUUGUUGAAGGCUCACCGUGAGGUGGAUAAAAUUAUUGAAAUCAUCAUUCAAGACCACAAAGACAACUUUAUUGCAAACAAACCAAGAGAUGAAGAAGACCUAGUUGAUGUUUUACUAAGACUCAAGGAGGAUGGAGACCUUCAAAUUCCUCUCAAACCAGAUAACAUUAAAGCAGUCAUCACUGACAUGUUCACUGCUGGGGUUGAAACAUCUGCCAAUAUAAUUAAUUGGGCAAUGGCUGAAAUGAUGAAAAAUCCAAGUGUGAGGUCCAAGGCACAAGCUGAGCUGAGACAAGCCCUAAAGGGAAAGAAAACAUUUGAAGAUCAAGAUUUGGAGAAAUUAACUUACCUAAACCUUGUGAUUAAAGAAACCCUUAGACUCCAUCCUCCACUUCCACUUUUACUCCCCAGAGAAAGCAUGGAAGAAGCACAGAUUGAUGAGUACAUUAUACCUCCCAAGACUAGAGUCUUCAUUAAUGCUUGGGCUAUUGUCACCGAUCCUAAGUAUUGGAAAGAUCCAGAAAUGUUUCUGCCUGAAAGAUUUGAGAAUAGUUCUGUGGGAUUCACGGGGAAUCACUAUGAGUUUAUACCUUUCGGUUCGGGGAGAAGAAUCUGUCCUGGAAUUUCAUUUUCUUUGGCUAGCAUUACCGAAUCAUUGGCUGCUUUAUUGUACCACUUCGAUUGGGAAAUUACUGGUGGAGUUAGUCCUAAUGAUUUGGAUAUGAGUGAGGCAAUGGGUAUAACUGUGGGCAAAAAAGAAGAUCUUUUCUUGAUUGCUCAGCCUUUCGUCUCUGAGCCUUGAAACAAUUAUUGGUUAUUGAUAAUAAUUAAUUGCGUGUGCGCGCGCAAUAUGUGUGUAUAUGUUUCUUUUUUAUUAGG